Sphaeroforma arctica JP610 is the source of this 990-nucleotide messenger RNA. RefSeq names its product proteasome subunit beta type-7. Lineage: Eukaryota; Ichthyosporea; Ichthyophonida. The coding region runs from base 76 to 891 and encodes 271 amino acids. The transcript has 5 exons. The record is from RefSeq and is a predicted model, not a curated record. Gene Ontology annotation, cellular component: proteasome core complex. Gene Ontology annotation, molecular function: threonine-type endopeptidase activity.
ACUUUCAACACAAUCGUUGACAGACAGCCACUACUACCUAGCUAGCUGUACAACUUUGUAUAUACCAUAGUCACCAUGUCAAUGCACAACGUAGUAGAGCCUGCUGCAGGUGGAUUUUCGUUCGAUAACGUUGAACGAAAUGCUGCCCUAGAAUCCUUUGGCCUGAAGAUGCCCACGGCUGUCAAGACAGGUACUACCAUUGUGGGACUUAUAUAUAAAGAUGGUGUCGUCUUGGGGGCAGAUACGCGAGCGACAGACGGGUCUACAGUUGCUGACAAGAACUGUGAGAAGAUUCACUACAUAGCCCCAAAUAUCUACUGUUGUGGCGCUGGUACUGCUGCUGAUACCGAAAACACAACCAACCUCAUCUCGAGUCAACUUGAACUGCACCGUUUAUCCACCGGACGCCAAAGCCGGGUGAGAACCGCCUGUAAACUGUUGAAGACUAUGCUUUUCAGGUACCAAGGACAUGUGAGUGCGGCUCUUGUACUAGGCGGAGUGGAUCUAGACGGACCCGUACUUUACAGUAUUCAUCCUCACGGAAGUACUGACAAGCUGCCAUAUGUGACAAUGGGUAGUGGAUCGCUGGCUGCUAUGGGAGUAUUCGAGGCUGGCUUCAAGCCAGAUAUGGAGCUUGAAGAUGCUAAAAAAUUGGUACGCGACGCUAUCGCUGCGGGUAUAUUCAAUGAUCUGGGAUCUGGUUCGAAUGUCGAUCUCUGUGUCAUCACGAAAGACAAUGUUGACUACUUGAGGACUUACGAAGAACCAGUGAGAAAAAACGAACGUGCGGAGAAGUCGUACAAGUACAAAAGAGGCACAACAGCUGUCUUGACCACGUCUGUGCAGCACUUCGACGACGAUAUGCCCACUGCAAUGGAGGUAGAGGCGUAGUUAAAUGAUGUUCGUGCUUCAAUCUGGGCAUCUAAUCCUAUAAAUCCAUCUUACUCAUCUAUGCCGUAUGAAACCAUAAAUUGAUUAUAUACUUCCGCA